Molecule: messenger RNA, 465 nt
Organism: Linum tenue
Lineage: Eukaryota; Viridiplantae; Streptophyta; Magnoliopsida; Malpighiales; Linaceae
Source: the annotation of a GenBank genome assembly
AUGCAUGCAGAGGGAUUGUUGGUGCGUGGGGGAGAGCUGAAGAUUAAGGAGAUUGAGGUGCAGUGUUACCUAUUUGUGUUACUGGGAUCCACGCUUUUUGUGGAUAAGAGUCGUGAUCGCCUUCGUCCUGCGAUCAACUUGUUUCUGAAGGAUCAUCGACGAUUGACUGAUUACGCUUGGGGAGCUGGUGCACUAGCCUAUCUCUACAGACAGUUGGGAGUGGCCACACGAGCGGGUAGUAAGGGUCUUUGUGGUUGUUUGACCCUGCUUCAGGCUUGGAUAUAUGAGUACUUUCCUCUAUUCCGUCCGAGCCAGCUGCCGCAGUCUCCGGAUGCACCUCGUGCUUCCUCGUGGAUUUCUCCCCGUUUGCCAGAUGGGGAUGAGGCUAGACAGAGGUUAGCACGUUAUCGACAGUUGUUGGAUGAGCUUUCAGCUGAUGAUGUGACCUGGACUCCGUACGGAUGA